GCAUUCACUGUUCAUGCAAUCAAUUAUCGCGUGACCCCCAUUGUUUGUAUUGGAGUUUAUAUUAAGAACUUAAUUAUAACACAUUAUCGAUUAUAAGAAGCCUAUAAUAGUAAAUUAUAACGACACGUGGAACCAAAUGUGCGGCACCUCGCCACCGAUCAACACAAUGGCAACCCUGUACAGACUACUAUUUUGUAGUUUCAUCGCUUCUGUGGUUUAUUCACGCGGUGGUGGACGUCCAAAGAACGAGUACAACUAUUCGCUUGAAGACUUGAACCCUUUCCUGUUGUGGCCGAUUUGUUCGUCUUCACACAACACUGAUCCAAAUGCUGAUGUCAACACAACGCUGGUCCAGUAUGGCGUCCAAAUGAUCAGUCCUGGUCCGUACCAAGGGCUGUCUGCCUUGGAAUUCCAUGCUCUUCCGACCGCAAAGGUGCAGAUUACUAAUUAUGGCACGCUUGACGGUGACAAUGGAAUGUGCUGGCUAUUGUACCUUAAUCCCACCUCCGCCCACAACGCCACUGUGUUACAGUAUCAAGGGGACUCGACAAACCGAGGUCUGGAGCUUCGAUAUACAGACACACAAUCACUGAUUAUCAGAGUUUACACCGGUGUUACGUAUCAGGAGUUUGGCGAUGCUGCAAUCAGCGUGCCGCCAGGAAGCUGGACAUUUGUCGGGGUCUGCCACAACAUUCUUUGGGUUGAUGAAGAACUCGAUAUUCUAAUAUAUGACAGCAAUGGCGUAAGCGUUGUCAACACAUUUAACGCACCAUUUCCAAAUGCUCAUGGCGACGUUACAUUCGGGUUAGGACUUGAUGGGUCUGCGUUCAAUGGUACAAUGUCCUGUAUACAUUACUAUCAGACGUCUCUCUCAGGAAAAGCACUGGAUACAGCCUUUGAUUUCUGCGAUCCAAAUCAGUGGACAUCGGCAUACCAAGGAGAUCUUACUGCGGAUGCUGCGUUUCUUUUCGUACCUACUACAACAGUUCAGUCUACGUUACCGGUUAGUGGUGUCUGUAGAACAUUCACCAAAGCAGACAACAUGGCGAUAGCAAUCCCCAUAGAGCAGCACGUCGUGUCGGACAAGGCGGAGUGUGUUUUACAUUGUAACAGGCGACCAUGGUGCUCACAAUUUGCUGUCCAAUCAGAGGCGGGGGGUGGCAUCGUGUGCACUCUAGGGACGGUUUCGUCGAAUACCGGGAGUUAUACCAGAUCCGUUCUCUACAGUCUGUUAUGACAGUGCUAUUUAUCCCAUAACUACGCUUGUUCCACAACUGAUAUGGCACGUGAUAAAAUAUGUAGCAGCGUGUUAUUGUUUUUUUUUUACACACCGCGGUGUGUUACCACUUUCUAAUUUAGCCUCCAAUUGAUCCUGUGUGACCCCCAACAAAUCUGAUUCGCUGAUUAAAUAACUUCUGGCCUUUGACCUUGCACUAUUUUGACUACUCUCACUUAUUCUUUUUGUCGUCUCACUGUCUGUCUUCAAAAGAUCAACGUUUUGUGGAUUUGCCGGUGGUCAACAUUAGCAUAACUGGGUGAUAGGGGUGUCCUUAUGGAAAUGUCGAUUAAUCUGGGGUUCGAGUUGUACGCAAUUUACAAUUUGAUGAUGGUAAAAUAGACGACGCACAGAAGCGAGAUAUUGCAUCGAUUAUAGCGAACCAAAACUGACACCCCACUUCCCCCUUGAUUCUCGAUAUGCAGUGAGUGGACCCCGAUAGCCGUGAAUGAAUUAUCAAAACAACGAACAAAUGUAAUACAAAAUGUUACAUCGCUAUCCCUAAUCGUAGUCAUUUGAAUGAAACGGCCGCGGCAUCUAUCGUAUGCCUAAGCCUAGACCUUCUCUUUCCUUGUAGAGUGAGGGUAUGUAAUUUCGCACACUUUCGGUAUGUAUCUAAAUACAGUUCCAUCAAAUUAAUUUUAAAUCGAGAAAAAUGCUUCGUAGCAUACAAGUGUGCAACCUGAUAUGCGCACACGUAUCACUGCGCAUGGGAGCUGUUGUUAACUUGUGUUUAUUGCUGGGUUUGAAGACCUAUCCUACUUCUUUAGUUUUGUUGGUAAAAAUAGUUUUCAGCCAUUUUGUAGACAAACAACAUCCUAAACAAAGAUUAAGCCUAAUUUCAUGAUUAAAAUAAUCUUUAAAAAUAAAAUAAUGUAAAAUUCGAAAGUGUCAAUUUACUGCCAUCUGCUUUGAAAAAAUGACCGCUCCCUACGGAGGAAUUGUAAACAAGGUGGCGAAAAUGACGGGGUGUCUGCAGGUCAACGCUAUUAUUUGUUAUACUUUAUUGGGUUUGUAUUC
Messenger RNA from Pecten maximus, 2296 nucleotides. RefSeq lists its product as uncharacterized. The record is from RefSeq and is a predicted model, not a curated record. The coding region runs from base 137 to 1237 and encodes 366 amino acids. The transcript is spliced from 4 exons. Lineage: Eukaryota; Metazoa; Mollusca; Bivalvia; Pectinida; Pectinidae.